Messenger RNA from Marmota monax (woodchuck), 1666 nucleotides. RefSeq names its product glycoprotein A33 (gene Gpa33). The coding region runs from base 254 to 1213 and encodes 319 amino acids. The transcript has 7 exons. Gene Ontology annotation, cellular component: plasma membrane. Lineage: Eukaryota; Metazoa; Chordata; Mammalia; Rodentia; Sciuridae. The record is from RefSeq and is a predicted model, not a curated record.
GAAGAGGGGAGGGCAGAAUGCUGGGUCCCUUGGGUAGAGAGCUACAGCAUGGCCCAACCCACAGGUGAGCUCACCUGCCCAUCCAGCUGAGGGCGUGGCAUGGGGCCAGGCUGGGCAGAGGUGGGCAGGAGGAGGGAGAAGAGCAGAGACCUCGGGCUGGGCCAGGCCAAGGCUGCUGUUCCUGAACUGGUCAGCCGGACUCGUUUGGUGCUCCCAGGGCCCGGCCGGGUCUGGGCAGAGCAGGAGCAAGACCAUGGUGGGAAAGAUGCGGCCCACACUGUUGACACUCUGUGCCGUCUGGGUGACCGUCAAUGCCAUCUCUGUGGAAACCCCGCAGGAAGUUCUUCGGGCUGCCAGGGGAAAGAGUGCCACCCUUCCGUGCACCUACCACACUUCUGUCCCUGACAGAGACGGAUUUAUUCAGUGGGACAAGCUUCUAAGGACUCAUUCGGAAAGAGUGGUCAUCUGGACAUUUAAGACCCAAAGCUAUAUCUACGGCGAGCUUUAUGAGAAUCGCGUCAACGUAUCAAGCAAUGUUGGGCAGUCGGACGCCUCCAUCACCAUCGACCAGCUGACCAUGGAUGACAACGGCACCUACGAGUGCUCCGUCUCGCUGCUGUCAGACAUGGUGGGCACCUCCAAGUCACGCGUCCGCCUGCUGGUCCUUGUGCCACCCUCCAAGCCGGACUGCAGCAUUGAGGGAGAGACAGUGAUUGGGAACAACAUCCAGCUGACCUGCCAGUCAGCAGAGGGCUCCCCGGCCCCGCAGUACAGCUGGAAGAGCUACAACACCCAGAACCAGGAGCGGCCACUGGUCCCGCCAGUCUCCGGCCAGACCGUCUUUCUGAAGAACAUCUCCACAGACAUGUCGGGCUACUACAUCUGCACCUCCAGCAACGAAGUGGGGACGGACUUCUGCAACAUCACCGUGGCUGUCAGACCCCCCUCCAUGAACGUGGCCCUGUAUGCGGGCAUUGCUGGGGGCGUGGUGGCAGCCCUCCUCAUCAUCGGCAUCAUCAUUUACUGCUGCUGCUUCCGGGAAAAGGAUGACAAGGAGGUGGACCGGGAGGACACGAGGCCGAACCGGGCGGCUUACCAGGAGCCAUCAGAGCAACUGAGAGAGCUUCCCAGAGGGAGGGAAGAGGAAGACGACUACAGGCACGAAGACCAGAGGAGCUCAGGGCGUGAAUCCCCUGAUCGUGCUGGACGGUGACAGGCCGCUGCAGCUGGGUGCAGGGAGUGUCGGGGCGCAGCCUCCUGCUUCUUGGCCUCCUUCUCUCCAGGCCCAGCUCUGUCCUCCAGCCCAGGCAGUGGUGGGAGCACUUCUUCCCCAUGCUUGCUUCUGGGGGCCUGGCUGGCCUGGCUGAAGGAAUCCCACCUCUGACCAACCCGCCAACCCACUCCCCUGAAAAAUGACCCCUGCCCACGGCCACACCUAGUUCAGGGUCUGCCCCUAGACCUGGACCAGGCCACAGCCUCCAGCGGCUGAAGCUGGCGGGAGCUCCCGCAGGCGUGCACUGCAUGUGGGCAGCCCUGCUCAGAACUGCCCGAGGACGCCAUGCCAGCCCUGCAAGGGAGCCCAGCACCCAGAGGAGCACCCCACAGAGGGUUGUGCUUAGUGCGUUUUUGCUGAAAGAGUGAAAGAAUAAAUGAGUACGCGAAGGAC